GUGCUGCUGAGGAGACGUAGGACUGCACCAUUCCUGCCGCCUCCACCGGGGAGGCUGUAAUCCCAUCCUGUAGGGAGGAAGAAGAGGAAGAGUCACUGCUUUGCACUCUGACGCUCCGUCCUCUCCUCCCCCCGGUUUUCCUACCGUGUCUCUCUCUCGCUCUCUCUCUCGCUCUCUCUCUCUCCCUCUCUCUGUGUGUCUCUCUCAUCUGUUCCCUCCCCUGAACGCAGAGGCUGCUCGGUCGCAGCUCGCGAGCCUCCGGGAUCAUCGUAUUGUUCGCCCACCGCUUUCCCCCCAACCCCCCUUCUCUCCCGGUUAAAUCGAAGCAACACGGCGGACCUUUUCUCCUUUUCAACCCCCUUUCCUCCUUCCCUUCUCCUCUGGAUGUCCUCACCGUGGGAAUCUGCGGCAGCCGAGCCAGUCCGGUGACGUGCCCGAGCAUGUUCUUACCAGAGGCGGAUUUACCUGACAGUCCGUCGCUGCCCUCGCUCCCCCGCCAGCACGCGCGUUUGGACUUCACCGACCGUCACUGAGGAGGAAAGGAAGGAAACACACCCCGGCUCUAAGGAUGGGGUUCUACGGCACUUUAAAGAUGAUUUUCUACAAAAUGAAGAGAAAGUUGGACCAUGGCCCAGAGGUCCGAUCUUUCCCUUCAGGAAAAAAGCCCUGCAAAGGCCCGGAGUAUCCGAGCCCAACAGGAAUUGUCCCGUGUCCAGCCACACCCACCACCUUCGGCCACAUCAGAGCGGCCAACGGCCAGGGCCAGCAGAGACGACGAAUCACCUCAAUCCAGCCUCCUACGGGGCUCCAGGAAUGGCUCCGAACAUUUCAGAGCUGGAGCGGCCCGGAGAAGCUGCUAGCGCUGGAUGAGCUGAUCGACAGCUGUGAGCCCACACAGGUCAAGCAUAUGAUGCAGGUGAUCGAGCCGCAGUUUCAGCGCGACUUCAUCUCCCUGCUGCCCAAAGAACUGGCUUUGUACGUACUUUCAUUCCUGGAACCGAAGGACCUCCUGCAAGCGGCGCAGACGUGUCGCUACUGGCGCAUCCUGGCAGAGGACAACCUGCUGUGGAGAGAGAAAUGCAGGGAAGAGGGUAUCGACGAGCCUCUGCCCCCGCGGAAAAGGAAGGUGGCCAAGCCGGGCUUCACCCACAGCCCCUGGAAGAGCGCCUACAUCAGGCAGCACAGGAUAGACACCAACUGGAGGAGAGGAGACCUGAAAUCACCCAAGGUGCUGAAGGGACACGACGACCAUGUGAUCACCUGCCUCCAGUUCUGCGGCAACCGCAUUGUCAGCGGCUCCGACGACAACACACUGAAGGUCUGGUCGGCCAUCACAGGAAAGUGUUUACGGACAUUGGUGGGCCACACCGGGGGCGUGUGGUCGUCCCAGAUGCGAGACAACAUCAUCAUCAGCGGCUCCACCGAUCGCACGCUCAAGGUUUGGAAUGCAGAGACGGGAGAAUGUAUCCACACCCUCUACGGGCAUACCUCAACAGUACGCUGCAUGCACCUACACGAGAAAAGGGUGGUCAGUGGCUCUCGUGACGCCACGCUUCGUGUCUGGGACAUCGAGACGGGUCAGUGUUUACACGUCCUUAUGGGCCACGUGGCAGCGGUGCGCUGCGUCCAGUACGACGGACGGCGGGUGGUCAGCGGGGCCUACGACUUCAUGGUCAAAGUGUGGGACCCAGAGACGGAGACCUGCCUCCACACGCUGCAGGGCCACACCAACAGAGUGUACUCCUUACAGUUUGACGGGAUCCACGUCGUGAGCGGCUCCCUGGACACGUCCAUCAGGGUCUGGGACGUGGAGACGGGGAACUGCAUCCACACCCUGACGGGUCACCAGUCCCUCACCAGCGGCAUGGAGCUGAAAGACAACAUCCUGGUCUCAGGCAACGCAGACUCCACUGUUAAGAUCUGGGACAUCAAGACGGGCCAGUGUCUCCAAACGCUGCAAGGUCCCCACAAGCACCAGAGUGCCGUGACGUGCCUCCAGUUCAACAAGAACUUUGUCAUCACCAGCUCUGAUGACGGCACUGUCAAGCUGUGGGACCUGAAGACGGGCGAGUUCAUCCGGAACCUGGUGACCCUGGAGAGCGGCGGCAGCGGCGGCGUGGUGUGGCGCAUCCGGGCAUCCAACACCAAGCUGGUGUGCGCCGUGGGCAGCCGCAACGGCACGGAGGAAACCAAGCUGCUGGUGCUGGACUUUGACGUGGACAUGAAGUGACAGGAAGUGGUGCAGGGGAACAUGCCGUGGAAGGACGAAGAGAGCGAUCCACAGAGAGAGAGAGAGAGAGAGAGAGGAGGGGGACGGGAGCCCGGAGACCCAAAAACUCUUCAUUUACACUCAGAGAGUCUACAAUCACAAAACCCGUCGCUGUCCGCGUCUCCCGUUUGAGUUCCUGCUACGGACAAACUCAGUCCAGUCCCCUCUGACCCCCGGCCACUCCUGCUGAAGGUGAUCUGGAGGGAGAAACAGAGCGAACUCCCCUGAAACCGGCCGGCUUCGCACAGAGAACCCGCUUUCGCUCGAGUCGGACAGAUUUUCAGAUGUACAGAGAGAUAUUAUUUUUUAAAACUCCCCCCCACCCAUCCAUCCCCUCCCUCCUAUCAGAGCGUGUGCAUACAGUCAUCACACGGCCAUGAUGACUGGCUUCCCCUCACAGUUCCUCCCAAAGAGCUGCUGGACGUGGUGGGGGGGCGUCGGGGUGGUCCGGCCCGUUUCCGUCACUCCGUUUCCGUUCUCAUCGCUCUGCACUCGGUUUUCUGGACUUCUGAUUUCUCCACAUAAACACAACUGUGAAUUUCAGGAUCUGAAGAGGUUUUUUGUUUUUUUUUGUUGUUGUUUGUUGUUGUUGGUUUUAUGCUUCAUGCAGAAUUUCAGUAUUAGAGGAAGAAUCCGGUCCGGUCUCUGUUACCGUCAGUGCUGUUCAGCUCUGGGGGGGGUUUCCUCAGAAGCUGGAGGGCUGAGGACAAACACCUCUACUAUCCACUGACCCCGCCCCCUGACUCCACCCUGCCCCCGCCCCCCCGAGUGGCCAAACUGAAUCUAAUGCUGCUAGAGGAACCGGAACCAGAGAAUGGAGCUUCUACUUGCUGUGACGUUUUAGUCCACAGGCGAAAUUCCUCACAGGACUCUGUACGUUUGGACUUAAACCAGAAAGGCGACAUGACGUGACGUGAUCACCAUUUUUGGGGGGGGUUUUUUUUUUUUUUUUUUUGUUUUUUUUUUUGCCACUGAAACUUGAGCCAAACGUGCCUCUGCGUUUGAGGCUACGAGGAGGGAGCGCGUCCAACAGAAACUGACAGGAGACACAAACGAGGGGGAAUUGUAACACUGUUAGAGAACGUGUGUGUGUGUGUGUGUGUGUGUGUGUUAAAGUGUGUUAGCUGGCAGCUUGUUAUCACAUUCCUCGGGACAACGCUUCUCCAGCCUGUUCUUUGGGAAAAAUGUCGAAAUGCUGCGUGGAGGACUGGCUUCAAAAAACAAAAAAGGUUAAAAAAUAAAUCAAACUAACAGAUGUACUGAUUUUAACUUGUGAAUGAGAGAAUGGCCCAUAUGUCUGUGUGAGAGACUUUUUUUUUUUUCUUUUUU
Messenger RNA from Poecilia latipinna (sailfin molly), 3598 nucleotides. Its product is annotated as F-box/WD repeat-containing protein 7. Gene Ontology annotation, cellular component: cytoplasm; nucleus. Bases 569 to 2230 code for a protein of 553 amino acids. The record is from RefSeq and is a predicted model, not a curated record. The transcript is spliced from 11 exons. Gene Ontology annotation, biological process: ubiquitin recycling; proteasome-mediated ubiquitin-dependent protein catabolic process. NCBI's taxonomy places the organism in Eukaryota, Metazoa, Chordata, Actinopteri, Cyprinodontiformes, Poeciliidae. Gene Ontology annotation, molecular function: ubiquitin binding.